AGAGCUCAGAUUCGAUGAGCCAGCCGGAGCCACCCAUGAAAGGAAUCGUUUUCCAGAAAGUGAGAGAAAAUUAGGUGAGAAGGAGAACAAAGAAAAAUGGGGAUAGCGGCAGCAAUAGGAGUGCUUUCACCCUUCCCAUUCUACUAUUGGCUAUGGAGUUACCCACAAACAUGGGUAGAGCUGUGUGGGAAGGGGCGUGACCCAUGCAAAGUGAUGGCCUAUGUGUCUCAUUUCCUGAAGCUGAUUCAGUUCCUUUCUCUUUUCUCGGUCUCUACCUUCUCUUGGCCUCCCCCUCUUUACUUCUGGCCCCUCAUUGCCUUUGGCCAGUUCCUCAACUUCAGGGUCUAUCAGUUGCUCGGUGAAUCUGGUACGUAUUAUGGAGUACGUUUUGGGAAGAACAUUCCCUGGGUGACAGAGUUUCCAUUUGGGUACGUAAAAGAUCCUCAGUAUGUGGGAAGCAUUUUAAGUCUUUUUGCAUGCGUAUCGUGGGUACCAUUUCAGUACAUUUCGUUGUGGACGUUGGGUUAUGUUGCAAUGAUAUAUUUGGAGUCGAAGGAAGAUCCUGCAACUCGCGCAAAACCGCCCUCAUAAUUCAACGUUUGAAUUAGACCAGAGAAUCAGAAUCUGUCAAGAUUCGAACAUCAAAUAUUCUUCAAUUGAGAUUACAGUGAUUUUGUUGAGUUUGGUUUCUGUCUCCGUCGUAAUGUACUCUCUUCUCUUUUCUUUUCUUUUGGAGAAGUGCUUGUAUCCCUGAUUUUUUCCCGAACAAGUUCAAUGGCAUUACCGGUACCUAAAUUGUUGAGUUCUAUACUUACUGCAUUUUGUAUUGCGUUA
Malus domestica (apple) is the source of this 834-nucleotide messenger RNA. Its product is annotated as phosphatidyl-N-methylethanolamine N-methyltransferase. Gene Ontology annotation, molecular function: S-adenosylmethionine-dependent methyltransferase activity. Lineage: Eukaryota; Viridiplantae; Streptophyta; Magnoliopsida; Rosales; Rosaceae. Gene Ontology annotation, biological process: phosphatidylcholine biosynthetic process. The record is from RefSeq and is a predicted model, not a curated record.